GUGUGGACACUGCCAGCGGCUGCAGCCCACUUGGAAUGACCUGGGAGACAAGUACAACAGCAUGGAGGACGCCAAGGUCUACGUGGCUAAAGUAGACUGCACAGCCGAGUCAGAUGUGUGCUCCGCCCAGGGGGUCCGAGGAUACCCCACCUUGAAGUUUUUCAAGCCUGGCCAAGAAGCUGUGAAGUACCAGGGUCCUCGGGAUUUCCAGACACUGGAAAACUGGAUGCUGCAGACGCUGAAUGAGGAGCCUGCGACACCAGAGCCAGAAGUCGAACCGCCCAGAGCUCCUGAGCGCAAGCAGGGACUAUAUGAGCUCUCAGCAAGCAACUUUGAGCUGCACGUCGCACAAGGCGACCACUUUAUCAAGUUCUUCGCUCCAUGGUGUGGUCACUGCAAAGCUCUGGCUCCAACCUGGGAGCAGCUGGCUCUAGGCCUUGAACAUUCUGAAACUGUCAAGAUUGGCAAGGUCGACUGUACGCAGCACUAUGAACUCUGUUCAGGAAACCAGGUUCGUGGCUAUCCCACUCUUCUGUGGUUCCGAGAUGGUCAAAAGAUUGACCAGUACAAAGGCAAGCGGGAUUUGGAGUCCCUGAGAGAGUAUGUGGAAUCACAGCUGCAGAGCACGGAGCAGGGGGCCCCGGAGGCCGUCGAGCCGUCAGAGGCCCCAGUGCCAGCCACUGAGCCCGCGGCCAAGGGCACCCUGUUGGCACUCACGGAAAAUAACUUCGAUGACACGAUCGCAGAAGGAAUAACCUUCAUCAAGUUUUAUGCUCCAUGGUGUGGUCAUUGUAAGAAUCUGGCUCCUACUUGGGAAGAACUCUCUAGAAAGGAAUUCCCUGGUUUGGCAGAGGUCAAGAUUGCGGAGGUGGACUGUACUGCGGAACGGAAUAUUUGCAGCAAGUACUCGGUACGAGGCUAUCCCACAUUGCUGCUUUUCCGCGGAGGGAAAAAAGUCAGUGAGCACAGUGGAAGCAGAGACCUUGACUCACUGCACCACUUCGUCCUGCGCCAGGCAAGGGAUGAGCUGUAAAACCCAGUCCCAAGUCGCCCGGCCACCCGUGCCCAGGGUGUGGGAGCUGAAUUGUGCAGGUGUGGAGUUUCACAUGGUGGUUUUUCAGAGAGCUGAAUGUACUAAACUUGUGGUAUCUUCUUUGUGUGUGUGAUUUUUAAGGCAACACACUCUACAAAUUAUUAAGUUUCUCUAAGUAAACACGUAACUCAUGAUCCCUUCGCAAACAAUAUUUUCAGUGGCGAUCUGUCAUCCCCUUUACCUUUCUCUUGAUGAAUCUAAAUGGUUUCCUUUGAGACUAAAGUAGAGUUGAGAAAAAUCAAAUUGCUCAACUACUUUUGGCUCCUGAUUCUGGUGAAAGUAUCAUCUAAAGCAUCGUUUGUGAACUGCCCACAAGUUCUGGAAAGGUGGCAGUAUUGAUAUUCUGCUGAUCUUAAGGUCAUAACGGACUUGUUAGUAAGGUGGUUGGUCAGUAACUUGGAGCAGAUCUAAACAGAAACCCCACACCUCUGGAAGAUACCUUCACGUCCACCCCUGGCUUUGCUGUUUCUGUUAAUACUACUCUCAUCGCGAGAGGUCAGCCAUAAUGAAAGCAAUGGUACUUCUGACGUGUGCCUGAGUAAGACAAUGCUGGUGCCAUAAUCUGUGUGUGUGUGUGUGUGUGUGUGUGUGUGUGUAUGCUUCUGUUUGUUACAGGUGAAAGAUUUAUUAGUUAGGUUCUCAUGCAGCCAAGAGUCCAUGUGAACUUUAAGAUUUGACGUCUCCCACAGAAAAUGUGGCACGGAAAGUUUCACAAGACUUGUCCUGACUCUUCUGUUAACUCAUAGAAAGAUUCUGGUUGUAUUUGCCACCAGGGGGGCAAAAGGACUUAGGCGAGCUUUCCCAGCCCUGGGUCUCCUGACCAGGGUGGCCCUCCUGCUCAGCAACAGGGCCCGAGCUGGAGGCAGCCUCACGUUCUGCUUCUGAGUAGUCAUUUUAGAGGCUAACUGUACUUUGCCUUGGAAGAGGUCUACUCUCUGCUGUAUGAGGAGCGGGAUUAAGUUGGCCUCC
Molecule: messenger RNA, 2062 nt
Organism: Panthera uncia (snow leopard)
Lineage: Eukaryota; Metazoa; Chordata; Mammalia; Carnivora; Felidae
Gene: TXNDC5
Product: thioredoxin domain containing 5
Exons: 9
Coding region: 62-1033 (323 amino acids)
Biological process (GO): protein folding
Cellular component (GO): endoplasmic reticulum
Molecular function (GO): protein disulfide isomerase activity
Source: RefSeq, a predicted model, not a curated record